AUGUCACAAACAAAUUCAUUUAUGCAUUUGGUGAGACCAAAUGUUAUAGCACCAGCUGCUGGAUCUGCCAAUGGACCAGCUAGUAUAAAGAUUCAUGCUCCAGCAAUGUUGACCAUUUUAGAAAUCAUCUCACAACAAGUUUUAAAUAAACGAAUCAUUGGUACAUUAUUAGGAUCUCGAUCUGACGAUGGAUUAGAAAUGGAAAUUAAAGAUGGAUUUAUGGUUCCUAUUAAUGAAACUGGGGAUUCUAUUGCCAUUGAAGAUCAAGUUCAUAAAUCAUUAUAUCAAUUAUAUAAAAAAGCUCAUCCUAAAGAAACUGUUUUAGGAUGGUUUGGAAGUUCGAAUCAAAUAGAUGAUAUUACUAGUUUAAUUCAUGAUUUUUAUUCAAAAGGUGCUGAUAGAGCAUUCCCAUUCCCUGCUAUAUAUUUAAAUGUUGAAUUUUUAAAUGAACAAAAUCAAAUUAUUGAACCUAAAAUUACAACUUAUAUUGGUGCUGCUGUUGGUAAACCAGUUACUAAUGCCCAACAAAUUGGUUGGAAAACAACUAAUGUCAAUAAUUCAUACAUUUUCACUCCUAUUCCUAAUGAAGUUAUAAAUGCCACCAUUACUGAAAGAAUCGCUUUUAAAAACUUGAUUGAUGUGAAAAAUAAUCAUCAUCAAAAUGACACUACUGCUACUACUACUAAUAAUAACAAUAAUACUGACGAUUUAUCAUAUUUGAGUCAACAAUUGAAUAAAGCCAACAAUAAUGUUGCUCAAUUGUUAUCAUACAUUGAAAAUAAUGGUAAUAAAGACCAAGAUAUUGAUUUAUUAAGAUUAUUAAGUAAUCAAUUAUUGAAUAAACCAUCUAUUUUAACUAAUUUACCAGAAUUAGAAAAAUUAUUUAAAGAUCACAACCAAGAUGUUAUUAUGAUUGAAUAUUUGACUAAAGCCGUUAAAGACCAAAUUGAAUUAAAUGCUAGAUUGACCGCUUCUGCUGAAGCCGACAAAGCCCGUUAA
Molecule: messenger RNA, 999 nt
Organism: Candida dubliniensis CD36
Lineage: Eukaryota; Fungi; Ascomycota; Pichiomycetes; Serinales; Debaryomycetaceae
Exons: 1
Coding region: 1-999 (332 amino acids)
Biological process (GO): translational initiation
Cellular component (GO): eukaryotic translation initiation factor 3 complex, eIF3m
Molecular function (GO): translation initiation factor binding; metallopeptidase activity; translation initiation factor activity
Source: RefSeq, a predicted model, not a curated record